Molecule: messenger RNA, 1446 nt
Organism: Aspergillus fijiensis CBS 313.89
Lineage: Eukaryota; Fungi; Ascomycota; Eurotiomycetes; Eurotiales; Aspergillaceae
Product: putative MFS allantoate transporter
Exons: 9
Coding region: 1-1446 (481 amino acids)
Biological process (GO): transmembrane transport; tripeptide transport; dipeptide transport
Cellular component (GO): plasma membrane
Molecular function (GO): allantoate transmembrane transporter activity; dipeptide transmembrane transporter activity
Source: RefSeq, a predicted model, not a curated record
AUGGGCACGGAGCUUGGGGCCUGCGAGAGCGUGGAGCAUGGCUCAUCGACGGAGUUCUCGGCCGAGGCGGAGAGGAAGUUGGUUCGGAAGAUUGAUUUGAUGAUCCUCCCCAUCAUGCUCGUCGCGUACAUGAUGUCCUUCAUGGACAAGCAGACCCUGAGCUAUGCGGCCAUCAUGGGCAUCAUGGAGGAUCUGCGCCUGACGGGGGCGGAGUAUAGUUGGUCGUCGGCCAUUUUCUACUUUGGUUAUCUUGCGUUCAGCUAUCCGGCCUCGUUGCUGAUGGUUCGCUUUCCCCUGGGGAAGUAUCUGGCGUGUACUUACAUCGUCUGGGCGAUCGUGCUCGCCUGCCACGCGGCCACGACCAACUUCACCGGACUGAUGGUGGCCCGGUUCUUCCUGGGCUGCACCGAAGCCAGUGUCUCCCCCGGGUUCAGCCUCCUGACCUCGCUCUGGUACCGCACCGCCGAGCAGCCCCUGCGCCACGGGAUCUGGUUCUGCGGGAACUCGCUGUCGCUGAUCAUCGGCGGUGCGAUUGCCGUGGGGAUCUGGCAGAUCGAGUCCAGUCUGGCUACCUGGAAGUGGCUGUACAUCAUCUUCGGCCUGGUCACCUUCACCUGGGGCGUGGUCAUGCUCUUCCGCCUCCCCGACUCCCCCACGAACGCCACGUUCCUCACCCCGGAGGAGAGAGUCAUCGCCGUUGCGCGCCUGAAGUCGAACCGCGCCGGAUACAAGACGAAUCGGAUCGAUAAGCGUCAGAUGGUGGAGGCGUGCACCGAUCCCAAGACGUGGUUGCUGGGGGUGUUGAUUCUGGGCUGCAAUAUCCCCAACGGGGGGUACACUACGUUCUCAGGUCUCAUCCUCAAGGGCUUCGGCUACAACACCCUGAACACCCUCCUCCUUGGGAUCCCGGGGGGAUUUAUCUCGUUCCUCGUGGUGUUAGCCUCAUGCUACGCCUCCUCCAAGAUCCCCAACAGCCGCUGCACGGUCUCGAUCAUCCUAUCGUGUUCGAGCAUCCUAGGCACCGCACUCGUCUACGCGACCCACCACAAUGCCUCGCGCUACGUCGGCCUGAUCCUCAUGAGCUUCUACGCGGUCACCAUGCCCCUGUCCAUGGCGCUGAUCAGCGCCAACGUCGGCGGCGUGACCAAGCGCAGCACCGUCAGCGCCAUCUACUUCAUCCUGUACUGCGCGGGGAAUAUCAUCGGGCCGCAGCUGUUCUUCGAGCGGCAGGCGCCGGUUUAUCAGAGCGGCUUCGUGGCGAUCUUCGUGUGCUUGGCGGUGGUGGUGGUUGUGCUGGGGGGGCUGGUGGUGUAUUUGAGGGGGGAGAAUGCGAGGCGGGAUAGGAUGAUGGUGGGUACAACAGGGAGUGGGGAGCAGGAGGGAGAAGAGGAGGAGUUGAUGGAUGUGACGGAUCUGAAGAAUGAGCGGUUCAGGUAUGUUUAUUGA